CAAAUGGCUUUAGGUGGAAGAGAACCUUAAGUGUUGUCCGAUUUCCUGCUGCAUGAGCUAAGACUUCGGAUGAAAGAGAGUUAUUUUUUUCAUCCCCUCGCUACCAUUCAACUCUUCUUUGCAAAGUCAAAAAAGCCGCAGAUUGCAGCUGGUCCCACUUGCUCCUGCUCAUGGAGAAAAAGCAGUGGCCUUUCAUCGUUUACAUUUAAUUUAAGGGCUGAGCCAACCUUCUGCACGCCUUUCCUUUGCCGCCAUGGAAAUAAAUGCCACCUCCGGAGGUGCGGAAGGCCAGCAUGAGAGCUACCACCAGAAGCUGGAAAAUAAAGCUGAAGAGAGUGCACACCACUCUGAAGACGAGCAGGAAGAGAGCAAGAAAAAGAUGGGGAAGAAAACUCUGGCUGAUGUAAUUCAAGAAAUGAAAACUUUCCUUUGGAAUUCAGAGACAAGAGAAUGUAUGGGAAGAACAGUUAAGAGCUGGGGCUUGAUCUUAUUCUUUUACCUCAUAUUCUACAUGUUUCUAGCUGGCAUGUUCUCCUUUUGUAUGUACGGGAUGCUGCUCACGCUGAGGCCCUACACGCCUACAUACAGGGACAGAGUCUCUCCGCCAGGAGUAAUGAUUAGACCAUACUUACAUGGAUUUACCAUUGCCUUCAAUGUCUCUGAACCCAGCACAUGGAAACCUUAUGUGAACAGCAUGCAUCACUUCCUGCAAGCUUACAAUGACAACAUUCAAGAGGAAAAGAAUAUUGAGUGCCCGGCUGGCCGGUACUUUGUUCAAGAUGGAAAGGAAAGUGAAGAGAAGAAAGCCUGCCAGUUCAAGCGCUCUCAACUGGAGAACUGUUCUGGGAUUGAGGAUCCUACGUUUGGCUACUCUACGGGCCAGCCGUGCAUCUUACUGAAGAUGAACCGGAUCAUAGGCUAUCGGCCUGGCUCUGGGAUACCGGUGAGCGUGAACUGUGCCAUUCAGAAAGGCAAUGAAAGUGCUCUUAGAUCAGUGGACUUCUAUCCAGGCAAUGGAACAUUUGAUCUCAUGUUCUAUCCAUACUAUGGCAAGCUCACUCACAUCAACUACACCUCCCCACUGGUGGCAAUGCACUUCACAGAUGUGAAGAAGAAUGAUAUUGUCCCCAUUCAAUGCCGACUGAAAGGGGAAGGAAUUGUGAAUGAUGCGAGUAACGAUCGCUUCCUGGGCCGAAUCACCUUUACACUCAGCAUCGGAAUGUAGCCCAUGUAUUCAUUGGGCACUUUGUUUAACUGUUGAUGGCAAUCAGGGGCUUCCGCACCCCUUUGAAUCCAUGACAUCAGAAUAUAGCACCUUUUGUGCUAGGGAAACAGAGACCUUGUUUCCCAUAUAACUGAGACGUCUUUAUUGGACUUUUUAAAAUAUAUAUUUAUAGCUAGAGCCAACUGUCAUGUAAUAUACACAGAAGAGCUACAUUUUAAAAAUGCAAAGGGCCUAACAAAUAUUAAUGGUAGCAAAGAUCCAGCCUUUUAAUUACAGGUAGAGAGGGCCCACUAGCAAUUUCAAGAUUGAUUUUAAAUACUUACAGGAUGUUUUAAUAUUAUUUUCAUAGGGUCACUUCAAAAGGAACAUUCCUGACCUUUUUAUUUUUAAUUGUAUCUGCAGGUACAUUUCCCAGGUAGACACGACACUAAUCGUUUGUCUGGGGUAUUCCCUUGAUUCUUUGGGUUACAUGUGUAAAACCAAUAAAAAGGCCCAUCUCAAAAUCCCUUGAGCCCAGACAGCGGGGGCCACUGGGGACCUCAUCCCAACUCAGCCCAGCAGCAUUCGCAGGGGUAGCAUCAAGCAUGUCUUGAUACAGGUAAAAUACUUGUUGCCAUUUCAAAGUCAUAAUAAGGAAGAAUGAUAAUUUAUGAAUCACUAAGAUUGUUGCCUGCACAACUGACCUGAGAGGACAAAGAUGUACCCCCUCCUCUCUAAUACACUCUUAACCUCUCUUCCCAAGGCCCUAGGAGUCCAUUAGACUGAAAGCUUUUCCACCCUACUCCCCCCCAGCAUCUCUCACUGGCAGAAAGAGAGUGCUGGAAACAAUACAAAGGUGUCCUUCUGCCCAGCCCAGAGCUGGGAAUUCAAGCUGACUCUCUCUAUGGCCAGGCAGAGUCCUGCUCACUAGUACCACUCCCCCACCACAAAACCUUCCAAAUCCUUCACCCCUCAGAAACCAACAGAUCACAGUGAUAAUGUCCCUUAAAACCAGAGAAUUGUGAGGAAUUGUGGAGCCUGUAUCUGUCUGGGUGAAAUUAACAGCGUGAUAUCAUUCUUAAUAUAUUGUAUGGAGGUUUUCUUUUAUACCUCCUGGUGUAUGGCCAGUUGGUUAAAUAGGCACCAUCAAUUCCACCUUCAGAAUCCUCACAAGGAUUUGUUUCACCCGUCGUUGUUUAGAUCAACCUCAUGGAAACUGUGCAGCUUGUUUAUAUGGGGUUGCUUGGGAGAACAAGAUUGUCAGUGUUGCUGUUACUUUAGGGUUCAUCAAGAGUGCUAGGCUCUGAUCUUUGGUUUAUUAUUGUAGGGCUUAUCACAAAUGGUCGGUCUGGCUAUUGAGAAGUUCUGCCCUAUACAAUGACUGUAACAACUGUACGUGUCAGGGGUGGUGGUGUCAAAUUCAUUCACUGAUUUUGUAAGUCAAAAGAGAAAUGAAUAUUUUUGUCUGACAGUCCUGCAAAUUCACAUUGAACCCUGACAAUUCAGCAGUCUUUCUGCUGUGCACACCUGCAUUAAUAAUGGAGGCAAUGCAGGCUAAAUUCUGCCCCCAGCUACAUCUGUGUAACCCCACUGGCUUCAGAUCAUGUUCAUAAUGACACUUGUGUAACCCUGUUAACCUUAAAUAGAGUAACAGCCUUUCCUCCUUAGUUCUCACCCUAUGCUUUAGAAAUUGGGGUUCUCCCUUCUGGUAAAGCUGUGGCAUUGGGGGUUUUACCCUCUGUUCCUAUGCUAUAUGCCAAUGUAUUGCUGAGUGCCCUACAGAUCUGACUCUCUUCCCCUUUUGUUUCAACAUGAUGAGAUCUGUGGCAUUACACUCUGCACAGAGGUUCCCACCACUAUCAAAGAAGGUUGAAUGGGCUUGUUCUGAGACACCUUAGUGCUGCUCCUGGAAUCAUUGCGCAAGCCAGCACUACUGCUCCUAUGGGCUACAUGGAAGUCAAAGGCCAAUUGGUGCUAGUUCCUAGGUUGACUACAAAAGUCAUCACAACACAUGGUUAAGUGCUCCCUCUUCUCCAUUCCCUGGACAGAAACCCAAGGACUGGGGCUACGUCUACACGGGCACCCUUUUCCAGAAAUGCUUAAAACGGAACAGUUU
Pelodiscus sinensis (Chinese soft-shelled turtle) is the source of this 3320-nucleotide messenger RNA. It is a transcript of the gene ATP1B4, whose product is annotated as ATPase Na+/K+ transporting family member beta 4. Gene Ontology annotation, biological process: sodium ion transport; regulation of DNA-templated transcription; potassium ion transport. NCBI's taxonomy places the organism in Eukaryota, Metazoa, Chordata, Testudines, Trionychidae. The record is from RefSeq and is a predicted model, not a curated record. Gene Ontology annotation, cellular component: sodium:potassium-exchanging ATPase complex; nuclear inner membrane.